Messenger RNA from Daphnia pulex (common water flea), 1631 nucleotides. RefSeq names its product carboxypeptidase B-like. The transcript is spliced from 11 exons. The record is from RefSeq and is a predicted model, not a curated record. NCBI's taxonomy places the organism in Eukaryota, Metazoa, Arthropoda, Branchiopoda, Diplostraca, Daphniidae. Bases 280 to 1542 code for a protein of 420 amino acids. Gene Ontology annotation, molecular function: metallocarboxypeptidase activity; zinc ion binding. Gene Ontology annotation, biological process: proteolysis.
UAAUUAUAUAAUAUAAAAUGCAACGCAUCUUGCACAACCGUGUUCUACAUAUGUAACAAAUUAAAUGUGCCGCACAACUUUUAUUUCGAAUAUCCAUUUUCAAAAGCUUCGUCUUUUUGGUUAACUCUGGGACAUAGGCAACAUAUUUUUAUAAUUGUUACUCAGUUGUCAGUAGCAGGCUAUCGACUCACGAUUUGUACGACGACAGGUAAAACGUAAAAGUGAAAGAUAAGGUUCUCAAGUCGUGAUUAGUUCAGUGUAAAAAGAAAAACAAAAGAAAUGAAGAUCCCCAUUGCGAUGUAUUGUGGAUUGCUGCUGUCCAUCGCAGCUGCGGCCAAAAUUGAUUACAACGGGCAUGUGGUAAUCCGAGCCUUUCCUACGACAACGGAACAAUUGGAAGUAUUGAAAGACUGGUCCACGCAAUCCAUUAACUUCGUUUAUUUCUGGUUCCUUCCGACCAAGAUCGGCAAAUUUGUUGACAUUCACGUCAGUCCCGAAUGGUACAGUUCCGUUGUCCAAACUUUAAGGGACAUGAACAUUUUUCACAAAAUUCAAAUCGCCAAUCUGGGCGAGAUGGAACGACAGGAACAACAGAACAUCGCUCUCCGCCGUGCACUCUACAAUGGCAAUAAGGCCAUUGAUCUCGAAAAUUAUCACACAUACGAAGAGGUGAUGGCUUAUUUGGCUGAUCUAGCUAACACAAAUGCGUUAGUUUCGACCAAAAUUGGAGGUUCAAGUCAAGAGGGUCGUGAUAUUGUUCAAACAAUAAUCAGCAGUGAUCUUUCCGCUAAUAAAACCGUCCUCUUUUUCGAAUGCAACAUGCAUGCAAGAGAAUGGAUCACCGCCGCUACUUGCAUUUGGAUUAUAGAUCAGAUAACAUCCGGAUAUGGUUCAGAUUCGGAGAUCACUGCACUCGUUGAUCAAUAUGAUUGGAAAUUUGUUCCAAUCGCAAAUCCAGAUGGAUACGCAUACACCUGGAGUAACGACCGAUUGUGGAGGAAAAAUCGCGUUUUCAACAACGGGUCAACUUGUCGCGGUGUCGAUGUCAACCGCAACUUUCUGAUUGGUUUUGGUGGCUCGAGUGGUAGCUCUGAUUCACCAUGCUCUACUACUUACAGUGGAGAAGUUGCGUUUUCUGAGCUAGAGUCCUGCGCAAUUAGGGAUUUAAUCGCCGCCGACCGCGGAAGAGUCAAAUCGGCCAUCUCCGUUCAUUCAUACGACCAACAGUGGCUUUCUCCUUACGGUUAUUCCACUGAAUUCCCACCAGAAUACGCUGAAAUGCUGCGUGCCAUGGAAAUAGGUGUCAAUGCAAUUACUGCUGUUUAUGGGACUCAGUACACAUAUGGCAGCUUCGCCACCGCUCUCUAUGUCGGAUCGGGGGUCACCACUGAUUAUUAUUACGAGGCUGAAGGAGUGGUUCACUCGUAUACAAUUGAGUUACGUGACGAUGGAACUUACGGCUUCCAAUUGCCGCCUGAUCAAAUAGUUCCGACAGCAAUCGAAACGUGGAACGGGAUCAAGGCUUUUGUUAACGCGAUUUAAGUGUGGUGUCGACAACUGCAGUUGUAGGUACCCGGUGAAAAAAAAAUCUUGGAUUUUCUGUUGAAACUAAAAUAAAGAUUGAAAAUGUA